AACGGUGAAUAAACAGAUAGCGGGCUUGUUGAUACUGUGUGGCCUUAAGCCUCUGUAGCAUGGGCGGCCUGCGGAACAUCGUGGGCUCUGUCGCGAUGGUCGCAAUUAUGGGGGUCGGCUUGGGAAUGUGGAUGGCUCUGGCUCCUACUGAAGAGAAACGGCAACGGAUCAUUCAGCAUCUGCCUGAAUCGAACCCGGUGAGAAUGGAAGAGUCGAGGAAGAGGAGCGCGCUGUUGAUGCAGGCACUCAAGGACGCUGCUGAAACCGACGACAAUAUUGCAAGAGGAUUUGGUGGAAGUGCAAGAUAGACAGACCCAGCUCUGUGAGCUGUUUGCAGAGCUUGUGCUCAAAAAAGGUGGACAUUGUAUUACUUACAGGAAGGCUGUUUCAGCUGUAAUAUCAUUAUAUGUGCAAACAAAUUCUCCUAACACAACCACAUCUUUUCAGUCUUAUUAAAAGCUGAGGGGAUUACCAAAACUGGUUUUCAUCAGGUUCAACCAAUCAACACAUUGAUUCCAGUAACAAAUCUGUCAGUCCAAAGUCUAAUAUGUCCAUUGUUGAACUAUUCAAACACAUGAAGAUGGGUGACACUGGGGGCAGCUGUGGCUCAGGAGGUGGAGCAUCCCUGGAGAACAACAGUCAACUCCAAACUGCUCCUUGUGUGAUAUUUCUGUGUGAAUGGUUGAAUAAGAUGUCAAUUGUGUUAUAUGAAUGAAUAAAUCCAGGUACCACUUACCAUGUCAA
Molecule: messenger RNA, 744 nt
Organism: Scomber japonicus (chub mackerel)
Lineage: Eukaryota; Metazoa; Chordata; Actinopteri; Scombriformes; Scombridae
Product: ubiquinol-cytochrome-c reductase complex assembly factor 3
Exons: 2
Coding region: 60-308 (82 amino acids)
Biological process (GO): mitochondrial respiratory chain complex III assembly
Source: RefSeq, a predicted model, not a curated record